Molecule: messenger RNA, 336 nt
Organism: Oikopleura dioica
Lineage: Eukaryota; Metazoa; Chordata; Appendicularia; Copelata; Oikopleuridae
Source: the annotation of a GenBank genome assembly
AUGGUUAAUUCGAAGUCGGAAGAAACGAGUUCCAAGACAUUUUCCGUCGGCGGGCACACAUACACCGAGCAAGAACGCGACCGUGAUUACUACAAGCGACAUGUCUUUUCCGAGAAUCCUUACCUGGCCAUGCCGAGCGUCGAAGAGACCAAACAUAUAAAAGAUAGAUAUGCGAAGGCGGACAAGACGCAGGCUUGUUAUCAGGUGAAGUGGGAUUUGAUUCACUGUGUGGUCGAGUCCGACUGUGUUAAAAAGGAUGGAAGAAGAGCGAAAGAAUGUCUAAUGAACAAACGCUUAGUAAGUAAAGACCUUCUCUUUGAACCGCGGCUGGCCUGA